Molecule: messenger RNA, 1374 nt
Organism: Penicillium soppii
Lineage: Eukaryota; Fungi; Ascomycota; Eurotiomycetes; Eurotiales; Aspergillaceae
Exons: 1
Coding region: 1-1374 (457 amino acids)
Source: RefSeq, a predicted model, not a curated record
AUGACGGUCGAUCCAGAAACACUUUUCAACGACUUGGCAGCAGGUUACGAAGUUGCUUUUGCCAACAAUCCCACACUUCGCACAUUUGUGCAUCGAAUUGUCACGGUACUGCCCCCCAAAAGCCAACUCCUAGAUAUUGGGUGCGGCACCGGAAAGCCAGUGGCGGAGAUCCUGGCAGGGGCAGGACACGAUGUUCAUGGAAUUGAUAUCUCCGCUGCUAUGGUGAAGAUCGCCCAAUCUCAAGUCCCAGGCACUUAUGAAGUAGCCGAUAUGAAGACUUUCAGCCCCCCUAAGCUCUAUGAUGGAGCAUGUGCUAUUCUCUCCUUAUUCCAGCUCACGCCCGGCGAGCUAUACUCCCUGGUCUUCAAGUUCUCCGAGUGGAUUAAAGUCGGCGGUUACUUGGCCAUUGGAGUGACUCCCAGCACCAGUUUGCAAACAGAGAAGUGCUCGUACGAUCCCACAUGGGAUUGCGUAAGGGUCAUUGGGAAGCUGUGGAUGGGUAACUACACCAAUGAGUUGUUUUAUUCGGAAGACGGAUGGUGUCGACUGCUUCAAAGCGCUGGAUUUGUGAUUGAAUCCGAGCCCGUCAACGAUCUCUUCUGUCCGGCUGGUCCACAGUAUACGGACCCAGAAGCUCAUUACUAUGUACUCGCGCGAAGGGUCGAGGCUGAGCCGCUGCUAGGGCCAUAUCCACUACCCGUGGUCCUGACGCCCACUAGCCUCAUCAGCAACAUGAAUGUUUUUACCGAUCGUCUGGUCAGCAAAGAUCUCGAAGCACUAUUCGAAGGACUGAUAGAUGGGCAGAAACUGCUUGCUCUUGGACAAGCAAAUGAUCUUAGCUGCUAUAAAAGGCUCGGAAACAUCCAGGUCUUCUCAGGACCCACCGAAAGCCUCCCAUUUUCGGUGGAAAUAUUCAAUGCUGUCUUAGCCCCCUGGAGAUUUGAUAGCACCGCAGGACUGGACAAGGCCAUCCAGGAGAUUGUGCGUGUGACGAAUCGACGUGAUUCCCAGAUUAUGAUUCUCCAAGGAGCACCCGGUAAUGAGGCAGUGAUGCACCUGAACGCCGUGGCACGCUCCCAUCGAAUCAGUCACCAAGGCUACAUCCUGAAGAUCGCAGCACAGCGUUUAGAAAAACACGGGUUUGGUGAUAUCUCCUUACGUCGAAUUCGCGCACACUACGAAUUUCCCGAGAAAGAUCUUGCCACGCGAUGCACGGUUGCUGCGGAGUUACUGGCAGAUAUUUGGCAUAAAAAGCAUCCCCAUUAUGACUUGAUCAAGAAAACUCUUGCUUCUCGAUUGAGACUUCAUUUCCAAAGCCAUGCUAAUUCUGUGGGAAAUGAGAUGGUCCUUUUGGUUGCUAAACCCUCCAGCUAA